AUGCGGACCGAGAAAGCAGUAGGGUCAGUGGCAUACGCCACAGCACCCGAAGACAAUCCUUCUGAUAAACAUGGGACGGUACAGGACAUGAUGGACAUGUGGCGUGUGGGCAGGGAUCAGGAGCUGAAUGUAAGCGAUUGCAGAUACAUUCUUAGGGUGGCAUAUACUGAAAUGAUUAAUGGCUUGCAGCGGAACUUUCGGUUUCUAUCUGUCCUCGGCUUCAGUGCAGUGUUGAUGUGCACUUGGGAAGCGGUACUCUUCUCUGGUCCACUGACAAUAAAGACUAGGGCGCCCACGUCCGGCGGCCAAUACCAUUGGGUAUCAGAAUUCGCACCCCGGAGUUGUCAAAAGCCCUUGAGCUACAUCACCGGGUGGGUGUGCGUGCUAGGCUGGCAUACUGGGAUCGCCGGCUGUUCAUACACGGUAGCCAACAUGUUGGUCGGUGUGAUUGCCAUCAACUAUCCCGAUUCAUAUACCUAUGAGCCAUGGCAUGUCACGCUGUUGGUUAUCGCAGUAGCAGUCGUCGCGUUGAUGUUCAACACAUUCUUAGCCCAGAAGCUACCCUUGAUCGAGGGGGUUAUCUUGAUCGUCCAUUGUUUUGGUUUCUUUGGUAUCCUGAUUCCCCUCUGGGUCUUGUCGCCUUCCGUAGCACCAUCGGAAGUAUUUGGGUCUAUUGAGGAUCGCGGCGACUGGGGUAGCAAUGGCUUGUCAUGCUUAGUAGGACUGGUUGGGCCGAUAUAUGCAUUGAUUGGCCCCGACUCAGCUGUCCACAUGUCCGAAGAAAUCCAGGAUGCAUCUCGCGUACUUCCGCAAGGAAUGAUCUGGACUCUUAUUCUGAAUGGCGCGACGGGAUUCGUCAUGAUUGUGACUUACGCAUUCUGCGUGGGAAACAUUGAUGAAGUGUUGGAGUCUCAAACAGGCUUCCCCUUCAUCCAAGUUUUCCUAAACUCCACCGGAUCUGUGAAAGCUGCAACUGGUAUGACAGUAGUGAUUAUGGUCAUGCAGUUCUGCGCUGCCAUCAGCAACGUUGCGACGACAUCGCGGCAGGUCUAUGCCUUCGCCCGGGACCAAGGCCUCCCAUUUUCAGGAAUCCUAUGUCAGAUAAGCCCUACCUUCACCGUUCCACUCAAUGCCUUAUUCCUCAGCCUUAUCAUCGUGUCUCUCCUCUCGCUUAUCAACAUCGGCUCAUCCGUGGCCUUUAAUGCCAUUAUGUCCCUGGGAACUGCGGCUCUCCUGUCGUCGUACAUCAUUUCGAUUAGCUGCGUCCGCCUCCGUCGAUGGAGAAACCAACCCCUGCCUCCAGCACGCUGGAGCAUGGGAAAGUUCACGCCGGUCAUCGACUCGAUUUCGAUUCUCGUUUUAAUGGUCAUUUUUGUGUUUAGCUUUUUCCCAGUCACGCGUCAUGUCACUGCGCAGUCAAUGAACUGGAGUAUCGUCAUAUUCAGCGGCGUGACUCUCUUUGCCAUGGCAUACUACCACGCUUACGCGCGGAAGGUGUAUAGAGGACCCGUUGUAAGGGUAAGGCUGGUCGAAUGA
Messenger RNA from Aspergillus oryzae RIB40, 1536 nucleotides. RefSeq lists its product as uncharacterized. The record is from RefSeq and is a predicted model, not a curated record. The transcript is spliced from 5 exons. NCBI's taxonomy places the organism in Eukaryota, Fungi, Ascomycota, Eurotiomycetes, Eurotiales, Aspergillaceae. The coding region runs from base 1 to 1536 and encodes 511 amino acids. Gene Ontology annotation, molecular function: transmembrane transporter activity. Gene Ontology annotation, cellular component: membrane. Gene Ontology annotation, biological process: transmembrane transport.